UGCCGCCAGGGGGAAGGCAGGCCCUCAGCCCGGGCCGCCGCGGCCGCCCCCUGCCCCGAACCGGGCGCCAUGGCCCGAGGUGGCCCCCGCCGCCCCGCCACCUAUUAAGGGCUCCCCGUCACCCUCCCGCCAUGGCCCGGGGGGGCGGUGAGGCGGCCGCGGACGGGGAGCUGGGAGAUGACAGCAUGUCUGUGAUAACCUGUGAAUCAGACACAGAAAUGAAGCUAAAGAAGAAAAUUUUUCACAAGCCUCCAAAGUCACCAAAGUCUCCAUACAGCUCUAGCACACAACUGUAUCCUAAAAAAGCUGCAGUUUGGCGAUCUCUGCAGGGAACAGGCUGUGCACGUCCCGAGAGCACAGCUGUAAAAAACCCAAGGCAGAUGUGGCUGGGAUCACUGAAACAAGGAAUGAGCCAUUCUCUGAAAUCAGAUGUUGACAUGGGGCAUAUGCGAACUAACAUUUCUAGUAGCACUCCGGAGUAUUUGAAGGAAGCUCUAGGAAUGAAGAAGCCAAAACAUUCUCGUUCUUCUAGUAAUGGCUACAUUCCUGGAACUCCCAACUACAAAGAAAAAGAAGAUAUGUAUGAUGAAAUUAUAGAACUAAAAAAGACAAUACAAGCUCAGAAAAAUGAGGGAGAUCGAAUGAAAACUAAGCUCCGUCGACUAGAAGAAGAGAACAAUAGAAAGGAUAAACAGAUUGAACAACUGUUGGAUCCUUCCAGGGGCUCUGAGCUGGCACGAGCUUUGUCAGAAAAGAAGACUGAUAAUGGAUGGGUGGUGAGUGGAUUAAAGCAGAAGAUUUUCAAGCUAGAACAACAGUGCAAGGAAAAAGACAACACUAUUAAUAAGUUCCAGGCAGACAUGAAAACCACUAAUUUGGAAGAAAUGAGGUUAGCUAUGGAAACCUACUAUGAAGAGGUUCAUCGUCUCCAACUCCUGCUGGCAAAAUCUGAGACUAUGAGGAAAAAUACAGAGGGCAGAGAUACCCAGAAACGACUAAAGGCACUGAAUGCUGCUGUCCUGAGGUUAUCUAGGAACAUCAAGGAACUGCAGAAUGAGAAUCGGAGGCUGAAAGAAGAUCUAGAUCAUGUACUGAGCAGUUCUCCUCCUUCCAAUAAAACAAAAAAUUACAGUGAGUGGAGCAGACAGAGGCUGGUGAGGCGGAUUUCGGAACUAGAAAAAAAAAUAUGUGCCAUGGAGAACACCAGGGUGUCAUCAGCAGACAGUGAAUCUUCACAGUUACUUGCUGUGUCAUCUUCGCCUUCUCUAGACCUGGAUCAUGCUGACCCUCAACAGGUAGACCAUGGUGAGGAAUGUCGUCGCCUCCAAAGGCUAGUGAAGAAACUGAAGAGUGAUAAGAAGGCACUUCAAAAUCUCCUGCUCAAUAAAGAGUUAGAUAUCCAGCAGUUACUGCAGGCUAAGGCUGACGUGGAGCUGGAGCUGCAGAAGUGGCAGAAUAAAAAGGAAGAAAAGAGUACAGAAGAGCAGACUUUAAGCGAGGAAACUGAGAACCUGACCCAGAAAGUAGGGAAGUUGGAGUCAAAAUUGGAGGAAGAGAAAAGACAAAUGGCAGAAGAUACAAUGGAAAAGCUUAGUAAGAGGGAGAGAGGUCUUGAAGGAGUUGGCAGAAAAAGGAUAGAGACAGAGACUUCACCUGUCUGCGUGGUUAAAGGUAAAGAAGAUCACAGGAAGGAACAAGCAGCCAAAAUCAUCCAGAAACAAUGGAAGAUGUUCCGAAAGAAGAAGGAAGAAAUUGCUCUGGAUGAGGCAGUUGUAAUGCUUCAGGCAGCUUUCAGAGGACAUUUAGCUCGACAGAAACUGUUACUGAAUAACAGGGUGCACGAUGCAAAAUCUCACAAGAAGAACUGCUGCGUGUCUUCCAUGUCAAACUCCUUGAGCUUGUCUGCUGAUUGCAAGGAGGAAGAGGAGAUUGUGACAUUCAUCCAGUCCAUUUUCAGGGCUCACUUGGCACGUACAGUACUCCUUGAGGAGAGGCCCUCUGUGUCCAGUGAGAAACCAGAUUCUGCUGUUUACAGUACAGAGAAGAAACCAGUCCCAGCAGCACUCCAGAGACCUCCUCCCAUCUCCAUGUCAUCUGUUCCUGCCAGGUCCUCUGAGGAGCCAUGGCAUCUGACUCCCGGGGAGGAAGCUCACUCUGACGACUCGGAUGAUGUUGUCAUUGUCCCCUCGUUGCAGAUGAAGAAAAACUACACCCACUUUUAAGUGUUGGUAAUGGAAAAAGGAAGAGUAUCAGCCCCUUUUUAAUGACAACUGUCAUUAUUUCAGCUAUAAAUGAGUAAUUGUUUGAUAUGUCCUCUCUGCAGGCUUUAUGGAUAAAAACUGCUGACUGUUAACCUUACCCUCCUGGUACACAGAGAGUUUGGAUUUAAAAACUAAAACCAAACACUUCAAUGUUUUGUCUCACAAGGAGGGUUAUAAAUUCAAUUGCCAAAUUUAAAUGAAAGCAAUAAAGCCUUAAGCUAUUUCAUGUCAAAGUUUUGUUCCGGGUCGACUAAAAUACUUCGAUUAAUCGGAAAGUAAUUAAUGACAUGGCUCCAGUUUUUAGCCUGUGUACGUGCAGGGGAACAGCUUGUAUUUGUUACCAGGUCCAGCCUGUGUGUGUGAAGGGGAACAGCUUGUAUUUGUUACCAGGUCCUCUCUAUUUAAAAAUUUUACUGUGUCACAUUUUAAUAUCUUUUUUUGUUUAUUUUUAUACUGAACAUUUACAGUCUGUGCAGACCUUGUAAAGGCUUUUAGAAAGCCAUUUCUUUGUCAUAGGGCUAUUCUAAGCCUACUGUAUCAGCAGGGUUUUCUUAUUUAUUGCUUUUUCCAAGUGUGCUUGCUGUAGUACCAGUUUGCCUUUGAAAUGUCUGAUCACGUAAUUGUUUUUUCUAUUUGUCAGAGAAGGUACGUAAUAGCAGGAGUGUUCUGUGAAGGGUGCCCUUGUGACUGCUCUUUCUGCUUAUGUAUCACAAAUAAGAGUGGAUUAUGCAGGGUCAUCUCUAAUACACGAAAACAUUUGCCGCAGGAGGUUUGUUGCUUUAUGUCCUGCUUUAGCUUCUGUCACUUGAGUGUCUGAAA
Molecule: messenger RNA, 3080 nt
Organism: Calidris pugnax (ruff)
Lineage: Eukaryota; Metazoa; Chordata; Aves; Charadriiformes; Scolopacidae
Gene: IQCE
Product: IQ motif containing E
Exons: 23
Coding region: 132-2222 (696 amino acids)
Molecular function (GO): protein binding
Source: RefSeq, a predicted model, not a curated record